This is a messenger RNA of Cyphomyrmex costatus, 678 nucleotides long. RefSeq lists its product as uncharacterized. The coding region runs from base 1 to 678 and encodes 225 amino acids. NCBI's taxonomy places the organism in Eukaryota, Metazoa, Arthropoda, Insecta, Hymenoptera, Formicidae. The transcript has 2 exons. The record is from RefSeq and is a predicted model, not a curated record.
AUGUUCCUCGAGAGAGUUAGUCUAAUCUCAUCUAUCUUGGCCGUUGCUUUCGCGGCUCCGCCACAAGUUUCAAAGAGGAUAUCCGGGUCGAUACCGACGUGGCAUCUACCGUGUGGAGAACUCGAUAUGCAAGCCGUUCCUUCAAAAAAUCUCGAGGAGGAAAUGAAGACCAGUCUGGAGAAUCUUAGGCUGCAACAUCAGCUGACGAUGAACGACUACUUGAAUCGAGAUUACGAAUACCUCUAUGAGAGAGUUAGGAUCGGCGUCGACGACUACCAGUACAUACCUAAUUGGGUACCCGGCAAGAAGGAUGUGAAUCUUAUAAGAAAACUAACUGACGCUAGUACUCCAAUGAUUGUUAAUCAUUUCCCAAAAUUGCACAUGGACCUGCAGAAAUUUGCCGUGGCGUUCGAGGAAUUGAUCCAGGAUGAGCCUAACUCCCAAAUUCGGCAAGCUCUCAAGGCGACUCAAUCGUACUUAACAAUGAUGUUAUGCGAAGUCGAAAGCAACAUUAUCUCCUUGCCCACCAUACGACUGCCGACACGUGUAGAACGAAGCAUCAUGAGCCAUACCGAGCGAAACCCCAUCGAUGAAACACGAAGACUCAUCAGGGACUGGGGCGUAGUUCUCAAAUAUCGAGACUACUUACACGCUUGGAGGCACGUAUUUAAUUAUUAG